Messenger RNA from Daldinia vernicosa, 1462 nucleotides. Its product is annotated as carbohydrate esterase family 5 protein. Gene Ontology annotation, cellular component: extracellular region. Gene Ontology annotation, biological process: carbohydrate catabolic process. The record is from RefSeq and is a predicted model, not a curated record. The coding region runs from base 470 to 1183 and encodes 237 amino acids. The transcript is spliced from 3 exons. NCBI's taxonomy places the organism in Eukaryota, Fungi, Ascomycota, Sordariomycetes, Xylariales, Hypoxylaceae. Gene Ontology annotation, molecular function: cutinase activity.
AUCUCGGCAAGCUAAAUUAUCCCCGCAUAUUCAUCCCAGCUCCGCCCUCUUUAAAUACACCUUACCCCAGCGUAAGCUCACUCACGGUGAUAGUUUUCAUUGCUACCUUCUAUGUUAAGAAAAGUCGAAUUUUCGUACCAAAAGCCUUAUUAUUGUCCCUACAACGCACGUGUCCAUCAACUAAGCGUUUUAGCAACCUGCUCCAAGGUGUCUCUCCGGAGCAAUACAUCUUUCUAGGAAGGUCACUAAAUGCUAUUCGAGCAAGUUCACAUUGAUAUAUAGGUGCUUGGUGAGGCUUCUGCGGGCGUUCGGGGUGUAUAUAAGACACGAAGUUCCCACCUGAUUACAAUUACCUCCGUGGAAGUGUCUUUCUAGCAAUCCUCCUCUAGCGAAAGUGCCCCAGAAGCUUUUCUCUUAUAAAUACCGAAUAAGCUAGAUUAUAGUUAAGUCCUAGCCCUAGGUUUUAACUAUGAGGGUUUCACUUUCUCUUCUCUUUGCCACGUUGGUGACUUCUUCGGUUGCUAGUACCUUAGUAUUAGAUUAUUCCGAAAGCACCAUUCAAAAGCUUAAGGGCCGUCGAUCUGCAGCUAUAAAAGCGAGCACACAAAAACGGCAAGCAGCCGGAACUACGGAGAAUGAGUUUCUUGAGAGCGGAUGCCGGGAUGUUAUAUUCAUCUAUGCUCGUGGCAGCACCCAGGAUGGUAAUAUUGGAGACGACCCAGGUCCGCAAACUGUAGAUCAACUCAAAGCUGCAUUGGGUACAGAUGCUGUAGCAGCUCAGGGGGUCGACUACCCGGCGCUGUUAAUCGACAAUCUGAGAUCAGGUGGUUGCGACCCCGAAGAUGCUGACAAUAUGCGAGCGUUGAUAACGCAAGCGGCAACACAAUGUCCGUCGUCGAAACUAGUAGUCUCAGGUUAUAGCCAGGGGGCUGCACUUGUUCACCGAUCGAUCGAAUCUGCAUCAACGUCCGUUAAGAAUCAAAUCUUCGCAGCGGUGACUUACGGCGACACCCAAAAAGCGCAGGAUGGAGGGAAAAUCCCAAAUUUCGACGCGAGCAAGACCCUCAUCCUAUGUCACGACGGUGAUGAGGUUUGUGAAGGUACAUUAAUUGUAACCGACGCCCACCAUGAGUACCACGAUCUUGCCCCUGAUGCAGUGGAUUUCAUUGUUAGCAAGGUUUAGCGAUGUCGACUCUAUUUUAUAUUCGUUAAAUUUUAAUUUGUAUGAUGAUCGAAUACAGAUGAGCCUUAAACCCGCCUGUGUGGACACGUCCUCCAGUGCGUAUUGAAAUGGGUACGAUCAGAGAGGGUUGAAGUGUGGCCGCAAGGAAGGUAUGUGUAGUAAGCCUACAUCAUGCAUAAUAGAGAUUCAUACCCCCACAUAUCGGACUCUCGUGGUAGAUUACAGUCGUGAUUUAUGAAUAUAAGUCUUCAGCUAUUACAAUAUACGUUAUAGAGCCGC